Messenger RNA from Zingiber officinale, 784 nucleotides. Its product is annotated as protein LAZY 4-like. The record is from RefSeq and is a predicted model, not a curated record. The annotation marks the transcript as partial. Gene Ontology annotation, biological process: gravitropism; regulation of growth. The transcript has a single exon. NCBI's taxonomy places the organism in Eukaryota, Viridiplantae, Streptophyta, Magnoliopsida, Zingiberales, Zingiberaceae.
AAACUUGUCUCUACUUAUUUAUCUUCAGAUAAUUCCAUAUCUGACAAGCUGAAACAAGAACCCAAUGACUGGCCACAAGCAUUGUUGGCAAUCGGCACAUUUGGAAAUAAUAGAUUGAAGGAAGAACCUCAGAAGGAUGACCAUCCUCAGAACCUCCAUUGCUCUGAUGAUUUAACUGAUUUCACAGUUGAAGAGGUUAAUAAACUACAACAAGAACUAACAAAGUUACUCAUACACAAGUCAAAGUCCAGGUCUAGUACGGGAGCAGGGAUAGUUGAAGAAGGUAGAGUAAACCCGCCAUUGAACAGGUUCCGAAAUUGGCCAUCAAGCUUGGAAGUUGACAGAACUGCUAGUGCCAAAUUUGAAUCAUUGGAGGAUGAAAGCAAUGGGGACCUCUCACCUAACACUACGAUCGUACUACCCAAAUUGAAAAAUAUGUUGUUGGGCGACCACAAUGUGAAGAAGAAAAAACCCAUUUCAUUCCUUCUCAAGAAGAUUUUUGUGCGUGGCAAUGACUUCACACCAGCUCCAAGAAGAAAAAACCCAUUUCAUGCUUGAUUCCUUUCAGAAAAACUAUUGCGUUCUACAAUUGUAAAUAGAUUCAAAAAUUAGCCGAUCUUUUGUUUGUGCAGUUUACAAUGCGUGCCAAGCCUGGACCUUCAAAUGCAAUAGACAUUAAUUAUAAAAGAAUACAAGGGGUGGAAGUGAGGGGUUGUGGACAAAUGUAGAUCAGAUGAUCUUCAAACAUUGUAGCGCCUCUUAUAAACUAGAAAAAGUUGGAUGA